Messenger RNA from Diaporthe batatas, 1116 nucleotides. RefSeq lists its product as uncharacterized. The record is from RefSeq and is a predicted model, not a curated record. Bases 1 to 1116 code for a protein of 371 amino acids. The transcript has a single exon. NCBI's taxonomy places the organism in Eukaryota, Fungi, Ascomycota, Sordariomycetes, Diaporthales, Diaporthaceae.
AUGCCCGCCUCCGAAGUGACUCCUGAGGCCGCGGUGGUGGCGGCUGAUCCCACCGAGCCGUUCGAGCCUCGUCCCUUGAUAUCUGAGGUCCUACGUACUCGCCACUGCAUCCAGGGCUCCAUAUUCUUGGUGGAAGGUAUCGAUGCACACCUGGCCGUUUCUAAACGCUACCGAACCGUCCGUCUGCUCUUGGGUGAUGGGGAGCUAUGCAUCCAGGCGCUACUCCGGUCAGAAAUGCACCGGUUUGUGGAUAUAGGCCGCAUCUUUGUGGGAUGCUACGUGCGACUGAGCAGCUUUAAUGUGCAGUCGGUCGCAGUGGACUCGGAUGCCGAUCACGACUCCGAUGGUGCAGUGGAAAUGGUCUAUCUAGUGAUAAAGGAUAUGACCACUGUCGGCUGGAACACUGCAUAUAUGCAGAUGGCUGGGACAACAGGACAGGAGGAAUCGUACACCUCCGUGGGCCCCCAGGGAGAGGAUGUCGAACUCGCCUCUGGCCGACAGAAUCGCAGCAUAGCAGCGACCCGUCCACAAAUUGAUGCACCAGAACUAGACACACCAGACCUCGAAACAACAUAUCCCUCUACGGCAAACAAGGCUGAGGGACCCGAUUCUGAUGAGGAAGAUGCGUUCGAAAGCCGCCAGGUAUCCGAGCAGACGAUCAAGGAACGUCGUCAGGAGGCAGAACUCAGGCAGCAGCCCCUGGGCAAGCCACUAAAGCUUACACCGCUCAAGGCCAUCCCUCACCUGCCCUACAAGCAGAAUUGGGCCGUCAACGUCCUCGCGGUGGUCACCUGGCUCUCCGACGUCGAGCCUGCACUCCUGCCUGGCUACGUCGGAAAGCAGCGCAUGGCGAGGUUGGCCGAUCCUUCGACAGACAAGCAGGUACUCCUAACCGUCUUCCUGGACCCGGACGGGUUCGCCCCGGCUAUCGGCAGCGUUGUGCUACUGCUUGGUGUGAAGAAUCACAGGUUCGAUGGCGGCAGCUUGAAGAAAUACGGGAACGAGAGGCCGAAGCCCGGGACGAAUUGGUGGUUUGAGGAUCCGGCGGAUGUAGGGUGGUGCGACGUGGAGGGCUUGAAGAGUUGGUGGAAGGGGCCACAAGCCGUUACCUCCUGA